AUGCUGGAAUGCGCGAUUCCAGAGCACCUCCGCAAGGAAAGGACAUACCCAGUUAGCACACCGCCCAACUAUGUUCCGCCGUUCCCUGCAUAUUGCUCCAGGUUUCCUACCAAGAUGGACGACCUCGUUAUGGCCAUUAUGGGAGCACAAUAUAUCUCUGUCGCCAGCAAUGACGGCACGGCUAUUCUCAAGCUACAAGAUUUUGUAAACGAAGCGCCGGCGUCAAAGCGGCCGUCGUUCUGGGAGGUAGCUUCCGUUGUCGACAAGAAAGGAGCCUACAACAUCGCUGUCGUUGCAUAUUGGCGCAGCGCAGACCUACACGAGAAGUGGCAGCAAGAAUCUGGUUUUGAUACAUGGUGGCAGAGUUCAGACAGAGAAAAAGAUGGACAUGGCUGGUUUCAGGAAGUCCUGCGUCCAACGAUAGAUCGUUUUGAGACCGUAUUCUCGAAUCCAGAGAAUCCAGAAGGAGCCGCCAACAUGCAGGAGAAGAUCUCGGGCGAGAUGGAAGAACACGCAUACUGGGGUAGCAUGCGCGACCGGCUGGCAUCUGCUCAAGACAAUGAACUCAAUGGCAACAAGUUGAGUUCUGCUAAUGGCAGCGCCAAUGGCAUGACUGACAACGGCAACGCUUCUAAACGCGUUCGUAUACCCGGCACGCCCAACCUGUGCGUGAUUCGAUCGGGUCAGGAUUGGUCCGACACGCUACCCGAAGAGCGCAAGCUCUAUCUUGAUACAAUGCAUCCUGUGCUCAUCGAGGGUAUGAGAUUUCUGCGCGAUGAAGGUCGCGAGGUUGGGUGCUAUGCGAUGAACUUGUGGGACGUUGUGGACUCCAAGUCGUUCGAGGCAAACCGCGAGAGGACUUUCGGUCUCGGCUACUUUGAUGAUCUGGCAUCUCUUGAAUACUGGAGUAAGAGCCAUCAGACGCAUAUCAAUAUCUUUGGAGGCUUCUUGAUGUAUGCGAAGAAGCUCAACAAUGUGUUGUCUCUGCGGUUGUUCCACGAGGUUUACUUGCUGGAGUCGGACCAGCAAUUCUUCGAGUACAUUGGAUGUCAUGCCGAGACGGGUAUGGUGAAUGCGCGUCGAGCGUAG
Alternaria atra is the source of this 1089-nucleotide messenger RNA. RefSeq lists its product as uncharacterized. The transcript has a single exon. The coding region runs from base 1 to 1089 and encodes 362 amino acids. NCBI's taxonomy places the organism in Eukaryota, Fungi, Ascomycota, Dothideomycetes, Pleosporales, Pleosporaceae. The record is from RefSeq and is a predicted model, not a curated record.